AGGAAGGCUGCAGCUGCACACAUACGCUGAUAGAGGAAGGCUGCAGCUGCACACAUGCUUCCACAAUGCAAUGUUAUUUCCGUGUAACUGUUCAUUUUGUGAUAACUAAUUUCGUUUGUGACUUAUUUGCUAAACUGCAGUCAUCUUUCUCCAUUCCUCUUCUAAAUUUGUCAACGACCAGUUAACCACCACCACGCCAACCAUCCUGUGGCCAAUGGUGCUUAAUACGUCCUUGACCAUGGCUGCUAGUGGUAACAACAUGGUUGAGAAGCAGCUGAUUGCUGCCACUCAGAUCAUUGAGCAACAGCUCGAUGCUGAGAUAGAGCGGAUGGACAACCUGGACUCAGAUGACCUGGAAAUGAUCCGUCGGGAGCGGCUGGCGGCCAUGAAAAAGAGGCAGGAUAAGAAGCAGGAAUGGAUUACCAAUGGCCAUGGUACAUACUCAGAGCUGUAUGAUGAGAAGGAAUUCUUUGAGGCCACCAAGAAGUCAGAGAAUAUGGUGUGCCACUUUUACCGGGACCAGUUUGUCCGCUGCAAGCUGGUAGACAAGCACCUCGAUAUCCUCGCCAGGAAACACAUUGAAACCAAGUUCUGCAAGAUUAAUGCAGAGAAAGCUCCAUUCUUGACUGAGCGGCUGAAGAUCCGAGUGUUACCGACCCUGUGUCUGGUGAAGAACGGCAAGACCAAAGACUACGUGGUGGGCUUCACUGAUCUAGGCAACACUGACGACUUCUCCACCGAGAUGCUGGAGUGGAGGAUUGCCCGGGCGGAUGUGGUGGAGUACCAAGGUGACCUGCUGUGCCCGCCCUCAUCCAAGUCAUCUGGUCAGAGGAUGGAUGUUCGCAAGAAGAAGACCAUCCGUGGGAGGAAUGAUGACAGCAGUGAUGACAGUGACUCUGAUUAGUGUUAGGAGUGAAUCUGUUGAGUGGUUUGCCUUAUGUGUGUCUUGAUCUCUGUCCUUUGUGCGUGGAAGGAGUGAAUUCAGGUCACAGGGCAGGGGAGGAUGGAUUAUCUUCAGGUCUGCUUUAUUUGCUGUCAGAAGAGUGUUAGGGAACACAUUUCAGAUAUUACUAUAAGUGAAAGUAUAUGAAGUAAAAAAAAAAAGUGUUAUAAGGGUGAAUGUAGCUCCCAGCACAGCUUCAGGCCAUAAUGAAAUUUAGCUCAUAGGCAAAGUGGUCAGUCAGUCCACUGGAUUUAUAGUCUUGCUGUGUUUGCUGGCUGCUUGCUGAAGAUUACUGUGCACAAACUCCUUGGUGACUGUUGGCUGUUCCUCAUAACAGCACAACAGUGACUAGUCACGUCAUUCCAUUCCAGUCCAUUAAUUUAAGGAAAUUAAUACCAUUUUACUUUUAUUACAUUUUAUUGUACAUGAUUUGUUCUGGAUACUUACACUUUAUGGUAGUUUAGUGUUGACUGGUGAUAAUUCAAAUUUUUCCAGAUUCCACAAAAUCAUAAAAUAGCAGCACUAUAUAAAGUUGAAGCCUGGCUAGUGAUACAUGAACUUGAGCCAUUUCUUGUUAGGUAUAGCAAUUAGUAUUUUCACGUAACAUGCUACUGCUGGAACUGAUUAUUAUUUAAAAUGCUUUAUAAGAAAAUACUUAAACUUUGGCUGCAGAGAAAGAAUAAUUUCCAGUCUCUUGUGUCACCUUAGGUUUGAGAUCUUAAAUCUGGAAAUUAAAGACAAACCUUUGUCUUUGUUACCAGACCUUCCAUUCCUUGCCUUGCCUUCCCCCUCCAUACAACUUUAUAGAUAGUUUUUUUUUUUUAUCAUUUCCAGUGUUCUAUUACACUCAUGCAUUCACAACAAUUUUAAUGGCAUAAUGACAUAAUGCAUAAAUUCAGACUUGCUGAUUUCAGGUUGUAAACCAUGAAGUUCAUACAGUAAGAAAGAUUUAGUUCAUUAAUGUAAAUCCACCACCUCUGUUUGGCCCAACAUUCACUGUUAUCAAUCCAGUUUUGUGCAGUGUGUGUAUGUGUGUGUGUGUAAAGAUGGUGGGAUAGCACACUAAUGCAAAACAUGCACUACUGCAGAGAGAGGCAGUAUUGUAGAAGCUAUGAUGACCAACUGAGAGAGAGAGAGAGAGUCAUAACAAUAUCAGUGAAAGGAUGAAAGAGAAUGAAAGAUAAAAGAAAUUUAGGUAAAAGAAAGAAAACCUAGAUACUUCCUUGAGACACACACACACACACACAUACACACACACAACUAUCAGUACUUCCAUAGUCCAUUCAAAUUACAAAGGUAAAUCUACACUUAAAAGGCACAACCUCUUUCCUGGUUGGGUUUACCCCCUUUCACCUGAUUAGCUGUUGAUGCAAGUACAUCAGUGAAGCUAUCUGAGGAGUUCUGUGAUUAAAAAAAAUAAUAAAAUAAAACUUACAGGAUACAGGACUGUGACUAGAAUGUAGUGAGGCUAAACAUUGUGAUAAAAUUACUUAACACACAAUUCACUCACUGUGAGAACUGCAUUGAAUUGCACUACAAAAGAGAACUUUUACAAGUAAUUACACAUUUCAAUCUGAGAAUAAUCUGUUGCUAUUUCCAGAGUAUGAAACAAUCCUACAAGUGUCCUUAACACUGGAGGUAAAGAUCACAUGACCAGGAGGCGCACACAUCUGGUGUUGGUCACAUACAGCAUCUGCCUCCUGAACACUCAAGCUAAUACUUUCCACUCCACCAUGUCAUACAACAGUGUAAUGUGCAUGCAUUAGAAGAUGUAGAAAUACUAGACGCCUUGACUAACAACUAAGUAUAGAUAUGUAUCUCUGCAACACAGCUUCCCACAUGAGGGCACAGCAAGCCUUCAGCAUCAGUGCCUAGAUAACUGGUCCAUCUGUGUGUUACAUUCCAGUCAGGGCUUGUGGAGAACCCAAUCUGAUCUGAUUUGGUUUGUCUCCCUUUAAGUUAUAAUAGUAACUGUGAAAUCCUAAAUUAUGUGGCAUAGAAAUAAUGGAAUUCCUGUAUUUUAAUGAAGAUACAAAAAAUACUGUAAACCUGUUGGUGGUAUCUGUGUGUUCAAGUGUUUUUGUUAUAUCUUUGAUACAUAAAUAUUUGUUAAUCUUUCACCUCACUCACGCACCAAACCUGUGACUUAAAUUUCUCUCAAUGUACCUCCAAUACUCUCUCCGAAUUCUGUCGUAUUUCGUUGCCAGGGACUCGCAGAUCUGUAAGCAAGGAAACACUUUGAGGAAUAAAUGAAAAGUUACAAAAAAAUAGAAUUCUAAUCACACACA
This is a messenger RNA of Scylla paramamosain (green mud crab), 3231 nucleotides long. Its product is annotated as thioredoxin domain-containing protein 9-like. Gene Ontology annotation, cellular component: cytoplasm. The coding region runs from base 215 to 904 and encodes 229 amino acids. Lineage: Eukaryota; Metazoa; Arthropoda; Malacostraca; Decapoda; Portunidae. The transcript has 4 exons. The record is from RefSeq and is a predicted model, not a curated record. Gene Ontology annotation, biological process: microtubule cytoskeleton organization.